This is a messenger RNA of Aspergillus versicolor CBS 583.65, 1617 nucleotides long. RefSeq lists its product as uncharacterized. Lineage: Eukaryota; Fungi; Ascomycota; Eurotiomycetes; Eurotiales; Aspergillaceae. The transcript is spliced from 3 exons. The record is from RefSeq and is a predicted model, not a curated record. Bases 1 to 1617 code for a protein of 538 amino acids.
AUGCCAGUAAACCUCUCCCAAUACCCCAAACUCACCCGCAAACAAGCCGGCCACCUCCGGCACUUCCACAACCUCAGCAGCGCCCCCGACGGCGACUGGCCACACAUGGGCAGCGAGGAGCCUGCCCAGGAGUUCCGAGACGCAUACCGGUACCAGCUAGCGACAAUGGCUUACGCCUCUGCACUAACGCACUACCACCGCCUUCCCGCCAUGAGGAGUCUCUUCAAGACCUUACUCCACCGCCUCAUCACCAAGAUGCUCCGCCGCGAGGUCUGGGGGUACUGGUAUCUGACCUCGCAGUCGGGGGUGAAGCUAGAUCCGGAUCUGAAGGAGCUGCGCAAACCGUGGGCGGACCCUGUUGCGAGGGAGAAUAUAAUGUAUAGCGGGCAUUUGCUGCUCAUGACGAGUUUGUAUGCGAUGUUGUUUGAUGAUGGGGAGUUUGAGAGGGCGGGCAGUCUGACGUUCCACUGGAAUCCGUUGUGCUGGGGUAUGAGCGAGGAGGGGGAGAGGUUUGAGUACGAUAAUCGCAGUUUGCAGGCGGCUAUUGUGGAGGAUAUGGAGAGGAAUGGGUGGAUUGGGUCGUGCUGUGUGCCGAAUCUUGUUUUCGUUGUCUGCAAUCAGUUUCCGAUUAUUGCGAUGCGUCUGAAUGAUGUCCGAGACGGUACGAGUGUCGGCAAAACGGUUCUAGAGAAAUACAAAGACGCUCUCGAGAAGAGAGACAUGGUCUCUAGCGACGACCUGUACAAGGAGUGGUUCGUGUUGAAACAGAGACACACCAGGCCAGCGGCAGGAAUUGCACUCACUGCAUGGACUGCUGCAUUCAUGAACACCUGGAACUCCGAGACCGUUCGCUCCGGCUUCGAUAUCCAUGUUAAAGGGUUCGUCACUAAGAUCAACGGUGAGGUGGAGCUGCACCAUCCUUUGAUUGCAUUUGCCUAUCGAGAGGCCAUGGCCAAGGCGGACGUAGCCCAGGACUCUGCUCAGAUACGCCAGGCUGCGCGGGAGUACUACAAAGAACAUAAGACAGAUAUUGACUUCCCUUACUGUGAACGGAUGUUUGGAUACGUCGUGAAAUGGCUUUCGGAGCUGGGAAAGAGCACUGAAUUGGACGGGCUGCUUUCGUAUGCUGAUACAAAUCUUCAGCCGACAUGGGAGAAUGGAGGACUCUACUACCCACGCAAUAAUAACGCCACAGAUGAUGAGGGGCGCUGGACUUACAUGGACCCAUUCACCGGUAAUGCGGCGAUUGGAUACGCACGACUGAAUGUGGAAGAUGGGAUGAAGAAGAUUUAUGACGAUCCCUGGACCCGUGAGACUCUGCAAAGCCGUCCGUAUAUAGAUGGUCUUGAUCUAUCAGAUGGCGUUGACUGUUUGAGAGGCCUGUGGGAUUCUGAGCAGGGUGCUGUCAUUGUGACUCUCUACGAAUGGGCUGGACUGGGUGCCGGUGUUUCCUUUUCGGUGGAGAAUCUGCCGGCUGGUAGCUGGUCGGUUUAUACAUCGGAGGGAGACUGCACAAAGUAUGAGCUUGCAAAAGGCGGACGGAUUAUCGUGAAUGCGACGGUUGGGGUAAAGGAGGAGGUUGAUUUCGUGGUACUCCUGGACAAAGAAGUUGCGUAG